AUGUCAUACAGAACUCGAAACCCCGUAUACAAUACCGACAAUGGCGAAAAACCUCCUCCAUCAUUAGAUGAUGAGAGGAUCAGCCCGGAAACAUUCUCCAAGCUAGCUGCUCUUGAUCUCGAAUCUGAUGCAGAAUCAGACUCUGAAUUCGAGGAAGAGUAUGAAGAUUACCAGGAACCAUAUUACAGACGUGAAUACAGAUCAAAUCAAAAUGAAUCAUAUGGAGGUAGUUAUAGACCGCAAGCUACUUCUGGAAGAGAUGAGUAUUGCAGACCAACAGCUCCUUAUCCACCUUAUCCACCUUAUCCAUCAGAAUUUGAUGAGCAUCUUGAAAACCUUCGAGGUGCCCGGGCUGCCGGGUACGCUGCAGACAAAGAAGAUUAUCGCAGACCCCACGUUCCUUAUCCAUAUGAAGACCAAUAUGACAGUGGAAGAGACCCCCGACGAUCAGCUUCCCCUCACACACAAACCAGAUAUGAACCUGAUUCUACCUACCAAUACUCAUACUCAACCACAUCUUCAAGCCGCGCACGAGCAGAGACAUUAAGAGAGUUUGAGGAAAGAAGAGAUGAGAGAGAAAGAUUAAAAGAAAGACUUCAGACAAGAAAAGAAAAUCGGGAAGAAAGACUCAGAAGACAAGCCGAAGCCGAAGAAGAAGAAUUGAGGAGAUUAGAAGAGCAUUUGCAAUAUGACCUAGCACAAGAGGAAGAACGUACUAGAGAGCGUUUUAGGCAGAGACAAAACCGCUCGAACCAGGGGUUUGAUAGUCAUAGUAGAUACCAAGCCCGGGAAAGUUCCAGAUAUGAAGAAUCCAGAUUCUUUGAAUCUCGCGAAUCUCGUCCUCGUCCUAGCUAUAGAUCAGCUCCUAUGUAUGGAAUGGAUUAUGAGAGAAAGGAGGUUAGGGUUCCGGAGCCGAGACAGGGAGAGACAUUGAGAGUUAAAGUCCCUAAAGGUUGGAGAGUUGUGGUUGUGGCUGUGGAUUAG
This is a messenger RNA of Sclerotinia trifoliorum, 984 nucleotides long. The record is from the annotation of a GenBank genome assembly. NCBI's taxonomy places the organism in Eukaryota, Fungi, Ascomycota, Leotiomycetes, Helotiales, Sclerotiniaceae.